AUGGACCAAAUCAAAAUAAGGACUAAUGCGAAACUAAAUCUAUGUUUAUGGGUUUAUCAUUUGUCGUUAGAAAAUCAAAAACUUCAUCCGAUUCGAGGUAUAUUCCAAACAAUAUCGCUUCACGAUACGUUGAAUAUUCGUCUCUGUGAUGAAAAGCAGUGUAAAAUAAUUUGCAACUUGUCGGAAAUACCUUUAAAUCAAGACAAUGAUAUUACGAAAGCAUAUAAUAAGUUAAAGGACAGGUUGAAGAUUGGCAUUGAAGUUUGCGUUAAGAAAAGGAUACCAGUGGGAGCAGGUCUAGGAGGUGGGUGUAGUAAUGCGGCAGCCAUACUACAAUUCCUAAAUCGUUUCUGUGAACCAGAAUAUAGUAUUAGCGAGUUACAGAAGCUUGCAUCUGAAAUAGGAUCAGAUGUCCCGUAUUUUCUUGAAGGUGGCACAUGCUCUGUUACCAUUCGUUCCAGUGUAACUGUAACCCGUCUGCAUGAAAUGAAACCCAAAUGGUUUUUACUUAUUUAUCCGAACUUUAAAGCUUCAACUGCGCAUGUUUACAAAGAAUUUGACUAUCACGGAAAACAAGUACGAGAUUUAAAUGAUGUAUAUCCAAACUUGGAGGACAACUUUGGAGAAAAUGACCUUGUACCUCCUGUUUUUUAUCUGUAUCCCGAUCUACAAAAAAUGCACGAAGAAUUAUCGGACAUAGUAAACAGAGAAGUAUGUAUGACCGGUUCUGGAUCAACGUUGUACAUUCCUGUGAACGGAAAGACGGAAGCGGAGCAGUUGAAGAAGAUCGUCGAAGAUCAUAUUGAUGGCGUUUGGACACAUGUUGCACAGUCGGUCUCUGUCUCAAACGAUUAG
This is a messenger RNA of Ruditapes philippinarum (Manila clam), 855 nucleotides long. Its product is annotated as 4-diphosphocytidyl-2-C-methyl-D-erythritol kinase-like. Bases 1 to 855 code for a protein of 284 amino acids. Gene Ontology annotation, biological process: terpenoid biosynthetic process. The record is from RefSeq and is a predicted model, not a curated record. NCBI's taxonomy places the organism in Eukaryota, Metazoa, Mollusca, Bivalvia, Venerida, Veneridae. The transcript has a single exon. Gene Ontology annotation, molecular function: ATP binding; 4-(cytidine 5'-diphospho)-2-C-methyl-D-erythritol kinase activity.